GAUGGUGUCACUUCACCUUGCCCUUAAAAUCAUAUAAUUUUAAUUAUAUAAUUAUCUAUUGGGCAAGUAUGCGAAAGGUAGUUCCUAAUGAGAAGACCCGAACGAAAAGUGUUGUAGCACCUGCACAUUGGGGAUUUUCAACAAUGAGACCUGGAGACUAUAUUAUGACCAGCAAGAUAUUGGAUUUAACCAGAUUUCAAGAUACGGUGUGAAAAUAACCAUUUGUUGAAAUAAGGAAGGGUCAAAGAUAAACAGUUAAUAUUAUAAGUUAUUUUAACAUAAUGAGGUUUAUUGUGCUCUCCUGUAUUGUGGUUGCUGUAUCAGCUCGUGCUGUUACACAAAAUGAAGGACAAUGUCCACCAUCCAGUGGAAUGGCGGGAAUCUGUGUUUUCAGACCAGGAUACAAUUGUUUAGCAGAUUCAGAAUGUCAAUCAGAUCAUAAAUGCUGCUCUGAAGGAUGUGGUCGUGUCUGUAAAUUAGCCAUGACAAAACAAGAAGCUGCUCCUGUUGUGAAAGAAAAAGAAGGACAAUGUCCACCACCCAGUGGAAUGGUGGGAUUCUGUGUUUUUAGACCAGGAUACAAUUGUUUAUCAGAUUCAGAAUGUCAAUCAGGUCAUAAAUGCUGCUCUGAAGGAUGUGGUCGUGUCUGUAAAUUAGCCAUGACAUAACAAAAUGUUGCUUCCACCAUCCCGGCUAAUUAAUCAAGCUGUUGAUAAAGAAAAUCCAUGAAAACAUGU
Molecule: messenger RNA, 737 nt
Organism: Patella vulgata (common limpet)
Lineage: Eukaryota; Metazoa; Mollusca; Gastropoda; Patellidae
Product: WAP four-disulfide core domain protein 3-like
Exons: 6
Coding region: 282-668 (128 amino acids)
Biological process (GO): innate immune response; antibacterial humoral response
Cellular component (GO): extracellular region
Molecular function (GO): peptidase inhibitor activity
Source: RefSeq, a predicted model, not a curated record